GAAAAUUUUUAGGUCCUGAUGCAGUAUCAGUCAGAUUUAAAAUAUUCUAGAGAACGUAUAAUGGUUUUUUUCUUAUCAAAUUUAUUGCAAAUUCAAUAUUUAUGUAAUUGUAGAAACUUAAACAUCGUAACAUACUGAAUACUUUGCUAUUACUGUGUGCGUUUUAAUUAAAAAUUGUACUCAAAUUUUCAAGUGUUGUGCGCAUGACGGUGGAAUUAAAACCAAACUAAAUUACUUAUCGUAAACUUUAUACAUUUGCACGUAAAACAUAUAAAAUAAUAAUAUUGACGAAAAUAACCAAGUAAUUUGACUAAAAAAUUUAUUGAGCUUACAUUUAAAACAUACUUGCUAUAGUGCGCUUUAAUAUAAAUUCUAGUGUGCAGGAUUAGACAGGAAACACAUACAUAAGAAACUAGCUUGAAUUGCCCUAAAGCGAUAAACCGUUGGUCUCUAAAUGUAGGAAAUCUAAACAAUUUUGCGGCAAUGUAUUUAUCAGAAUUUCCUAUCUUCCCAUUAGUAUUGCUACUGUGGUUAUGUUCUGGAAUGUGUGGAAUAACAAAAUUCAAAAUGGAAAAACGUUCAGAUGGAAAUGCAGAACUUGCUAAAAUUUCUUUUGAUCAGUUUGAUGUAAAUAAAGGUACAAAACUGAAAUCAGGUGGUAAUUUUGAACACUUUAAAAGUUUUAAUGAUUCGGAUGAUCACCAGUUACUAAAUCUCCUUCGAAAAAUGUCGUCUAAGUUUAACACGGAUCCAAAAGUGUCAUCUUAUCAUAAAGAAUUAAGUCGUACGGUUCCUAUCGAUCCAACCAUGUUAACUAAAACCAUAAGCCCAGAUGGUAUGAAUCAAUAUGAAAUUCCAAAAUUUCGUAAUAUUGGCGCCCAAAGGAGCCUUAUUGAGAAUACGGACUUGAAGGAUAUUGAUCGUUUUAGUACACGAGGGGAUGAUGGAUUUAUUGCGGUUAGCACCAAUAACCAGAUGCCUUUAAAAGUAAAUUUAGCUGUCCUGGUUCAGGAUGAUCCGAGUCUAUCUGGUCAAACCUACACAAAUUGUCCCAGCCAAAAUGAGUCCAACGUGAAUGCUUGCAAAAAAAUCGAAGACAUUAUGCCUAAGCUACAAAAAGACUGCGAAAAAAUGGGAUCACAUGUUAUGUGUCCCCGAACAUUCCGUUGUAUUAGUAAGUAUUGGUUGUGCGACGGUGAUGAUGACUGUGGAGAUUAUUCGGAUGAAACACAUUGUGGGAUUCGAACCAAUUGUACAGAUGAUCAAUUUGAAUGUCUAAAUGGAUUUUGCAUUCCGAGUACGUGGCAAUGUGAUGGUGAAAAUGACUGCAAAGACUUUUCUGAUGAAGCACAUUGUAACAAAACUAGUUGUACUGAUGAACAUUUCACAUGCCUUGAUGGAUUUUGCAUAUCCUUGGCUUUUAGAUGCGACGGUGAGCCCGAUUGCAUUGACAACUCAGAUGAAAAUAAGUGUGCUGCGGUGAUGAAUAGCUGUCCAGACGGUGAAUUUAAAUGCCGUGGGGGGCUUGGUGGUUCUGGCGGUCCUAGUGGACACUGCAUUCUAAACCGUUUCCGGUGUGAUGGGGAUAACGAUUGCGGAGACUGGAGUGAUGAAGAAAACUGUUCUCGAAAGCCAUCGCUAUGUACGUCGAAUGAAUACAAAUGUGCAGAUGGAACUUGUAUUCCGAAACGCUGGAAAUGUGAUAAGGAACAGGAUUGCGAUGGUGGUGAAGAUGAGAAUGACUGUGGUACCGUAAAUUCAGGUCACUCAUUAUCGUGCGGAAAUGAUGAAUUUACUUGUAAGAAUGGACGUUGCAUUUUGAGAACAUGGCUUUGUGAUGGAUAUCCAGAUUGUAUAUCCGGCGAAGAUGAGGUGGAGUGUCACUUACAGUGCGACUUAGGUCAGUUUUUAUGCCCGACAAAAAAAAAUGAAACCAAUCACAAAAUAUGUGUUCAUCAAAAACAUAUCUGUGAUGGCUAUAAAGAUUGUCCCUCUGGUGAGGAUGAAUCAAACUGUCCUAAGCAACAAAAGUGCUUAGAGGCUAUGCAAUGUGAACAAAUUUGUAUAAAAACCAGUUUGGGGAUAGAUGAAUGUGCUUGUCGACUAGGAUAUCUCAUGGAUCAAAAUCGAGUUAACUGUACCGAUAUAGAUGAGUGUCAGUACCUAACUAGUCCAGUUUGUUCUCAAAAAUGCCAUAAUACUAUAGGCUCUUUUAUAUGCUCAUGCGAAACGGGGUAUAUCCUUCGACCAGAUCUCCGAUCUUGCAAAGCAUUGGGUGGUGCCAUGACUUUGUUAGUAGCUAACAGAUGGGAUAUUCGCAGAGUUGCACUUAGCAAUAAUCGUUAUUCAGCUGUAGUCAAAGGCUUACACAAUGCCAUUGCAUUAGACUUUCAUUAUCGCAAGGGUCUUAUAUUUUGGUCCGAUGUAUCCACCGAUAUUAUAAAAAUGGUAUACAUAAAUGGCACCCGAGUUCGUGACGUUAUUAAAUGGGGAUUAGAGUCUCCAGGAGGCGUUGCCAUUGAUUGGAUUCAUGAUUUACUCUUUUGGACCGAUUCUGGAACAAGACGGGUUGAGGUAUCCAAUUUUCAAGGAAAUUUUCGGACUGUUAUUGCAUCUUACGAUUUAGAUAAACCUCGUGCUGUUGUUGUACACCCAGGCGAAGCCUUAGCCUUCUGGAGUGAUUGGGGACCAUACCCAAAAAUAGAACGUGCUCACAUGGAUGGAACGGAAAGAAAAAUUAUAAUUUCAAAAGGUGUUACUUGGCCAAAUGGCCUUGCAAUAGACUACCCAAGUAGCAAAAUUUAUUGGGCUGAUGCCAAACAGCAUGCCAUAGAAUUUUCAAAUUUAGAUGGAUCCGAUCGAAAUAAAAUACUUAGCACCCAUUUACCACAUCCAUUCGCCAUGACUAUAUUUGAGGAUACAAUGUAUUGGACGGAUUGGAAUACAAAGACGGUGUCUGCAGCUAAUAAAAUAUCAGGAAAAGAAUUUAGAGCGAUAGAUGAAAUUUUUCGUUUUCCUAUGGAUAUUCAUGCGUAUCAUCCGGCACGUCAGCCUGAUUAUGUAGACCGUUGCCCAAAAGAUCGGAGAGGUUUGCGUGGAGGGUGUUCACACUUGUGUUUACCAAACAAAACAUCUCGCCUAUGUAGCUGUCCAAUUGGUUUAUCCCUGAAGGAAGAUGGAAAAACUUGCAAAAAAACAGGCGAUAAACUUAUAUUAGUCGCUCGUCGCAAAGACAUCCGGUUACGACAACUUAAGAAUAGUGAGGAAGAUCCCUCGAAUGUUGAUAUGAUUAUUCCAUUAGAUAAUUUAAAACAUGCGGUUGCCCUAGAUUGGAGCAGCGAUUCUGACUUUAUAUAUUGGACUGAUGUGGAGCGAAGUACUAUUAAUAAAGCACGUCUUAAUGGCAGUGACCAGCAGCGUGUGGUCCACUCAAAUUUAAUCUCACCUGUUGGUUUAGCAUUGGAUUGGAUUACUGAUAAGCUGUAUUGGACGGAUCCAUCUACAAAUCGAAUUGAAGUCGCUACAACAAAUGGAAAGCUACGAACUUUGUUAAUAUGGGAAAAACUCUACAAGCCCAGGGAUAUUGUUGUCAGCCCAAUUGAUGGACUUAUGUUUUGGUCUGAUUGGGGCGAUGAACCUAUGAUUGAACGUGCAAAUAUGGAUGGCUCUGGACGCCAAAUCAUAUCCUCGAAGAAACUCGUUUACCCAAAUGGACUCGCAAUUGAUUAUGACCAUAGUAGGUUGUAUUUUGUUGAUGGUGGUAUCCACACUUUAGAGAGCAUGAACUUUGAUGGAAGCAGCCGUCAGAUAAUUAUAAAUGGACUCGGACAUCCAUUUGGAUUGGAUGUCAGCGAUGACCGAGUCUAUUGGACCGAUUGGGAUAGCAAGUCAGUAAUGAGUGCCGACAAAUUUAAGGGGAAAGACUUAACUGUAAUCAUAGCUAAUAGUAGCGAUCUGAUGGAUAUACGUGUUUUUCAUCGAAACAGAAGGCGUGUUUCUAAUGUGUGCGAUAUGCAUAAUGGAGGUUGCUCCCACCUAUGUCUUUUAAAUCCUGUGAGCUUUACUUGUGCAUGCGCAGUUGGAGUACACCUAAAGAAUGAUAAGCGCACAUGUUCUGAAGGCCCAAAUAAAUAUAUUAUCUUCGCACAUAGAAUAGAUAUAAGACAAAUAUCUUUAGAUUUUGAUCAUUUAAUCGAUGUGGUUCUGCCCUUACCCCCGAUCUCGAAUGCGGUAGCAUUAGAUGUCGACAAGAAAACGGGUAAUAUUUUUUGGUCUGACACUAUUGAGAAUGUUAUAAUGAGAUCCAGUCCUGAUGGAUUAAACGUACAUAAAAUUGUUGGAGAAAGCUUAGAAAAUCCAGAUGGCUUGAUUGUUGAUUCGAUUGGUCGCAUGAUUUAUUGGGCAGAUGCCGGACGUCACACAAUAGAGGUCGCCAACCUUGAUGGAAGGAAUCGUCAUAUAAUAGCUUAUAAAGACCUUGAGUCACCACGUGGCUUGGCUCUUGAUUACGAAAUUGGUCUCUUAUUCUGGACCGAUUGGGGACAUUAUCGUAAAAUUGAAAGAUCCCAUUUAGAUGGAAAUGAAAGGUCCCGUAUUGUUACCGCAAACUUAGGGUGGCCAAAUGGAUUGUCACUUGACUUAAAAAGCAAGCGAAUAUACUGGGUGGAUGCACUUCUUAAAAGUAUUGACUCAUGUGAUUACACAGGAAACCAACGCAAGCUUAUCUUGUCUUCCUUGCACCAUCCAUAUGCCUUAGCUGUGACUGAAGACAGUAUUUAUUGGACAGAUUGGAAGUCUAAAGCCCUUCACAUGACAGAUAGGCGUAACACCAGUUCAAGGCAUGAUGUUAUGACGAAUAUCGAAGGAUUAAUGGACAUUAAAGUUAUUUACAAAAAUCAACAAAAUAUUGAAAAUGUUUGCGGUCAUGAUAAUGGAGGAUGUUCCCAUCUUUGUUUACGUAAUCCAUCUGGUUACACGUGUCAAUGCCCUAUUGGACUUCGUUUACUAAAAAACAGUACAACACAGUGCCAAAGUCUUCCUGAUGACUAUCUUCUUAUUGCACUGCGUUCAGGCAUUGGAAUGAUUUCUUUAAAUUCUGGCGAUUACAUGGAUGUGGUUUUACCAAUAAAUGGAGUUCAUGGAGCCGUCGUACUUGACUACCACUACCGUAAAAAUAUGCUUUUUUUUGCCGAUGUCAAUUUAGAUGUCAUUCGAAAGGUCAAUUUAUUGAAUUUAACUGAAAGCAAGGUAAUCAUAAGUACUGACGUGCUUACACCUAAUGGAAUUUCCGUCGACUGGGUUGCAGACAAUAUAUACUGGUCCGAUACAGAUCGAAAACUAAUCGAAGUAGCACGACUCGAUGGACGUUUUCGUAAACGACUAAUAGAAGAUGAUUUGGGCGACCCAAGAUCACUUAUUGUAUAUCCAAAGAAAGGGUAUUUGUUUUGGUCUGAUUGGAACUCGCCUUCGAAAAUAGAACGCAGUUUUUUGGAUGGAUCCAACCGAACAAUAAUCGUUACUUCUGGAAUAGGGUUUCCAACUGGUCUCACAAUUGAUUUUGAAAACCGUAGAUUACUUUGGGCCGAUGCCUUAGAGGAUAACAUUGGUCAAGUGGAUUUUAACGGAAGACGCCGCAUGACCAUUGUGCCAUAUGCACCUCAUCCUUUUGGUCUUACCUUGUUCGAAAACAACUUGUUUUGGACAGAUUGGUACAAUAAGUCUGUAUACCGCUCACAGCGCUUGCCACGUAAUGGAUAUGGAAAUCCAUUAGAGGUGCGUGAUGCCCUUAAUGGGGCAUUAGACAUACGAGCCGUUUCAUUUAGUCGCCAGCCUAAUAUUGUAAAUUUCUGCUCUCAUGAUAAUGGCGGGUGCUCCCAUCUUUGCUUACAUCGAGGAUUGGAUUACGUAUGCGCUUGUCCCGACAAGAUCGACCCAGACGACAUGGAAUGUUCAUUGAGACCAAAAUUUCUUGUGAAUGAACGUUUGGAAAACCAUCAGAUGGCCGAAUACUCAGAUGAGUCGCCCGAUGAUGCAACUCCAGCUGUACAUGAAAAAAAUUUAAAAAAAAACGAUGACCAUACGAAGCACUCUGACACUCAACGGGAAUUCUUACUAUUAGUGGCACUAGGCGUGGUUAUUGUCAUGGUUUUCAUUGUUAUUCUUGUCAUUUUUAUGCUUGCCUUUACAACCAAAAACAAAACAACACGCAAUUCACGCGAAUCCAGCCGAUCUGUUUUAACUUUUUCAAAUCCGAAUUACAACAUAGAUGGUACACCAAUGGAACCAAAAACAAAUAUAUGGAAGAGAUUUAAAUAUGAAAAGCCACAUGGUAUUAUAAUCUUGUCAGAAAAUGUGCAUCACGGUUAAAGGUUAACCAGCUGGAAUUCCAUAAACAAUUUAUGCUUGGAUAGUCGAUCAGUCUCUUGGCUCGUGUUACAGGCCUUACGCACGCGUAUAAUUCUAAAAAGAACUAUAUCUUACAGCUUCCAUGUAUCACAAUAAACAAAAAUUUAAUAAUAUUUAUUUUGUUUUUGAAUUUAAAAUAUUUUAAAACAUGGCAAAUGGUAAUUUUAAUAAGAUAAGAAAAUCUAUUAAAAAAACUCUCAAUAAAAUUUAAGCU
Drosophila bipectinata is the source of this 6619-nucleotide messenger RNA. The record is from RefSeq and is a predicted model, not a curated record. NCBI's taxonomy places the organism in Eukaryota, Metazoa, Arthropoda, Insecta, Diptera, Drosophilidae.